This is a messenger RNA of Prunus armeniaca (apricot), 297 nucleotides long. Lineage: Eukaryota; Viridiplantae; Streptophyta; Magnoliopsida; Rosales; Rosaceae. The record is from the annotation of a GenBank genome assembly.
AUGGACGAGAUUACGCAUAUUGUGGUGAUCCGAGACACACUUGUGAGACUUGUUUUAAAUCGCAUGGCUAUCCCGAAUGGUGGGCUACUCUCAAAGAUCGAAUACAACGUGAUACGACCAGUAAUGGAUAUUCACACUAAGAAGAUUCUUGGUUGUGGUACUAAGAGAGGGGGGCUAUAUUAUGUAGAUGACUUCAGUCCCGACAUGACUAACAAUGUGACGCAUCCCUUGACAGCAAACAAAAGCAAACCUGGUUGUAGCACUGUCGAUUGGGACAUCCGUCUUUUAGUUAUAUGA